GUUAAAGACUGAAAACCCCCAAAGAUCUCCCAAAAGUGCUCUUCAAGGCAUCAGCUCGGCCUCUUCGCUCGACCUGACCUUGCCUCUAGGCUAAGUGGGCAACAUGAGUGGCAACAACUUGGAUGCAAACGACGAGUUUGAUGAGCAGUUGCGAAUGCAAGAGUUGUAUGGAGACACCAAGGAUGACGACACCGACAAAGAUCCCGGUGGAGAAACCGAUUCUUUCAGGCAGCAGCCAACUGACACCCCGUACGAGUGGGACCUCGACAAGAAGGCUUGGUUCCCCAAGAUCACUGAAGAUUUCAUUGCUACAUAUCAGGCCAAUUACAGCUUUUCUAACGAUGGUGCAUCUAGUUUUACUGCAAGUGUCCAAGAUGUCAGUGCUAGGACUGCAAAAGAACCUCCGCAAAGACAAUCUCCUGAACCCAGUGAUCUGAAAAAGAAGGGAGAAAAGAGAAAGGCUGAAUCAGGAUGGUUUUGUGUUGAAGAAGACAGAAAUACAAAUGUUUAUGUGUCUGGUUUGCCUCCAGACAUUACAGUGGAUGAAUUUAUACAGCUCAUGUCGAAGUUUGGCAUUAUUAUGAGAGAUCCUCAAACAGAAGAAUUUAAAGUCAAGCUUUACAAAGAUAAUCAAGGAAAUCUUAAAGGAGAUGGACUUUGCUGUUAUUUGAAGAGAGAAUCUGUGGAUCUGGCAUUAAAACUUUUGGAUGAAGAUGAAAUUAGAGGCUACAAAUUACACUUGGAGGUGGCAAAAUUUCAGUUAAAGGGAGAAUAUGACGCCUCAAAGAAGAAGAAGAAGUGCAAAGACUACAAGAAAAAGCUGUCUAUGCAACAAAAGCAGUUGGACUGGAGACCCGAGGGACGAGCUGGCCUGUCCCGAAUGCGCCAUGAGCAAGUUGUCAUCCUCAAAAACAUGUUUCAUCCAGUGGAUUUUGAGGAUGAUCCACUGGUGUUGAAUGAAAUCAGAGAAGACCUUCGAGUAGAGUGCUCAAAGUUUGGACAAAUUAGGAAGCUCCUUCUCUUUGAUAGACACCCCGAUGGUGUGGCCUCUGUGUCCUUUAGGGAUCCAGAGGAAGCUGAUUAUUGUAUCCAAACCCUCAAUGGAAGGUGGUUUGGUGGGCGUCAAAUCACUGCCCAAGCAUGGGAUGGAACUACAGAUUAUCAGGUGGAGGAGACCACAAGAGAAAGGGAGGAAAGGCUGAGAGGAUGGGAGGCUUUCCUCAAUGCUCCUGAGGCCAACAGAGGCCUGCAGCAUUCAGAUUCCAUCCGUGCUCCAGAAAGGGCAGGGCAUUUUUCUGAGCACCCUGGCACAUCUCAAACAAAUGUUCAAGCAGCUGCAACUGAAGUGGCAUUUGAAGAACCUAUAGAUGAAAAGAAGUUUGAAAAAAUGGAAGAUGGGGGAGAAAUUGAAGAAGUUGCUUCUGAAAAAGAUGUUAAAGAAAGUGGCCCUGAGAAAGAAGCUGAAGGUCCCCAAGAAGAAUCUGAAGAGAGCUGCCUUGAAAGAGAGUCUAAGGAAGGCUGUUCCAAAAGAGAGAGUGAAGAAGACUUCCCCGAGAGAGAGUCUGGAGAAGGCAGCCCUAAGAAAGAGCGUGAAGAGGGUAAUCCUAACAAAGAGUCAAAAGAGACUGUCCCUGAAAGAGAAUCCAAAAAGAAGAAACUCAAAACGGAUCCUGACAAGAAUGGCCAUGAGAAGGAGUCUGAAGAAGGCCCCGGCAAGGAGUCUGAGGGGGAGGCCAGCCCCCAAAACGUGGCUUCUGAAGAUGACGACUCAGAACAAAAGUCUGAAGACUGCUCGGAAAAGCAGUUUGAAGAUGGCUCUGAAAAAGAGUUAGAAGAAAAUGGCCUUGAGAAAGGCUUUGAGGAAGAUGCCUCUGACAAGGAAUUUAAUGAAAACAUUCCGGAAAAAGAGUUAGAAGAAAAUGAGUCUGAAAAAUCAGAAUUCGAAGAUGACAGCUCUGAAAAAGUGUUUGAUGAAGAAGUCUUUGAGAAAGAGUUUGAAGAAGAGUCAGAUGAAAAGGAAGGAGAGGAAGAUGCAUGUGAAAAGCUAUUUGAUGAUGAGUCAGAUGAGAAGGAGGAUGAAGAAGGUGCAGAAGAAGAGGAACUUGAAGAUGCUGAUGAAAAGGACAAAGAAGAUGAUGCAGAUGAAGAGGUAUUUGAAGAUUCGGACGGAAAAGAUGAAGAUGGAGAUGUAAAGGAAGAUGAAGGCAUAGAUGAAAAGGUAUUUGAAGAUGAUGAUUCCAACGAGAAGUUGUUUGAUGACGAUUCCAGUGACAAAUUGUUUGAAGAUUCUGACUAGAGAGGGACUGUGGGUGGUUUAGGGAAUGUUAAGGAGGAAGGGCCCUUGUCCACAGGCAGCAGCUUUGUUCUCAGUAGUGAGGAUGAUGAUGAUGACGACACUAUUUAAUCCCUUAAGCUUGCUUUUUACGGAGAUUCCUUCUCCAUUUUGCCUCUGCUGCAGGGUAAUUACUCAUAGUGUUACAUGAAUGUGUGCAUAGAGGUAGGAUGCCAUCUGAUUAAUGCAGUGAAGUGUUCAUGGUUACCUGUACCUAAUGGUUUUAAAUAUGUGUUCAUUGGCUGUUCAGUUCAAACUCCAUAGCAUAAUGCAAGUUACCUUGCUCCUUGUCCUUUGUCAGAUUUGUUAAGU
Messenger RNA from Dama dama (fallow deer), 2644 nucleotides. RefSeq names its product HIV Tat-specific factor 1-like. Gene Ontology annotation, biological process: mRNA splicing, via spliceosome. Gene Ontology annotation, molecular function: RNA binding. The record is from RefSeq and is a predicted model, not a curated record. The transcript is spliced from 2 exons. The coding region runs from base 104 to 2296 and encodes 730 amino acids. Lineage: Eukaryota; Metazoa; Chordata; Mammalia; Artiodactyla; Cervidae. Gene Ontology annotation, cellular component: U2-type spliceosomal complex; U2 snRNP.